UUUGCGGGUAAAGUAUCAACCAACCGGCUCAAUUGCCCCACUUGUUUGGUCGGUGAACAAAAUAGUUAUAGAAUUACAGUGAACUCAAAUCACCUUCGAGCUGCAGCUCAGCUAAUAUUCAUCUCUCAAGUCAACACUUUAGUUUUUGCCCUCUCAUCAAACCCCAAAAAAGCAAAAGCAAAGGGAAAAACGAAAUCCUGAUAUUUGAAUCGCAAGGACGGAGCAUGUCGAAGAGGAAGUUCGGAUUCGAAGGAUUCAACAUUAACCGCCAAACAACAUAUAGCUUCGAGCAGUCUCAAGCUCCGCAACGUCUCUACGUCCCGCCUUCAUCUCGCCACAGCCACGAUAAUUAUGAAGAUACGGACCUUGACAAUAUCGAUUACGACGAUAAUGAUGCUGUCAAGGACACCAACGACAACGGUAAUGGUUCUGGAAAUGACGAAGUUGAUCCUCUGGAUGCCUUCAUGGAGGGUAUACACGAAGAGAUGAAAGCCGCGCCACCCCCCAAGCCCAAGGAGAAAUUAGAGAGAUAUAAAGAUGAUGAUGAUGAGGAUGAUCCGAUGGAGAGCUUUUUGAGAGCGAAGAAAGACGUGGGGCUCACAUUGGCUGCCGAUGCGUUGCGUGCAGGGUACGAUUCAGAUGAGGAGGUUUAUGCGGCAGCCAAAGCCGUGGAUGCUGGGAUGUUGGAGUACGAUUCAGAUGAUAACCCGAUAGUGGUUGAGAAGAAAAGAAUCGAGCCGAUUCCGGCGCUGGAUCAUAGUUCCAUCGAUUAUGAGCCGUUUAGUAAGGAUUUUUAUGAGGAAAGUGCAUCUAUUUCAGAGAUGACUGAGCAUGAGGCAGUAGAGUACAGAAAGAGUCUAGCUAUUCGGGUUUCGGGUUUUGAUGUUCCAAGGCCUAUUAAGACAUUUAAUGACUGUGGUUUUUCAACUCAACUAAUGCAUGCUAUAUCAAAGCAAGGGUAUGAAAGGCCCACAUCAAUACAGUGCCAAGCUUUACCAAUUGUACUUUCUGGAAGUGAUAUCAUUGGCAUAGCUAAAACUGGUUCUGGUAAAACUGCUUCAUUUGUCCUUCCCAUGAUUGUUCAUAUUAUGGAUCAGCCUGAACUUCAGAAGGAGGAGGGUCCAAUUGGGGUGAUAUGUGCUCCUACAAGGGAAUUAGCACAUCAAAUUUAUCUUGAGACUAAGAAAUUUGCAAAAUCACAUGGGCUUCGUGUCUCUGCAGUUUAUGGUGGAAUGUCCAAACUUGAUCAGUUCAAAGAACUGAAGGCAGGAUGUGAGAUUGUUAUUGCUACCCCUGGGAGACUAAUAGAUAUGCUAAAGAUGAAGGCACUUACAAUGUUGAGAGCAACUUACCUGGUGAUUGAUGAGGCUGAUCGGAUGUUUGACCUUGGAUUUGAGCCACAAAUAAGGUCUAUAGUUGGUCAGAUCAGGCCAGACCGACAGACACUACUUUUCUCAGCUACAAUGCCUCGUAAAGUUGAAAAGUUAGCUCGGGAAAUUCUCACGGAUCCUGUUAGAGUUACUGUUGGGGAGGUAGGAAUGGCAAAUGAGGAUAUCACUCAGGUGGUUCAUGUAAUUCCUUCUGAUGCUGAAAAGUUGCCUUGGCUUCUUGAGAAGCUACCUGGAAUGAUUGAUGAUGGUGAUGUCCUAGUAUUUGCUUCUAAAAAGGCAAGUGUGGAUGAAAUUGAAACUCAGUUGGUUCAAACAGGAUUUAAAGUUGCAGCUCUUCAUGGUGAUAAAGACCAGGCAUCUAGAAUGGAGAUAUUGCAAAAAUUCAAAUCUGGGAUCUACCAUGUUCUUGUUGCAACUGAUGUUGCCGCCCGUGGUCUUGAUAUUAAGUCAAUUAAGUCAGUGGUGAACUUUGAUAUUGCAAGGGACAUGGACAUGCAUGUUCAUCGUAUUGGUAGAACAGGCCGUGCUGGUGACAAAGAUGGGACUGCUUACACUCUCAUAACUCAGAAGGAGGCACGUUUUGCUGGUGAAUUGGUUAAUAGCUUGAUUGCUGCUGGACAGAAUGUCUCAGUGGAACUGAUGGAUCUUGCUAUGAAGGAUGGGAGGUUCAGGUCCAAGCGAGAUGCAAGAAAAGGAGGUGGGAAAAAGGGUAAAGGUAAGGGUGGUGCUGGUCGAGGUGUGCGUGGAGUUGAUUUUGGUCUGGGUAUAGGAUAUAAUCCUGAAUCCACUAAUACUUCACAUCAGAAUGUUCCAAGUCGAUCUGCUGCCGUUAAUUCUCUGAGGACUGGAGUGAUGGCACAAUUCAAGAGUAGCUUUGUUGCUGCCUCAUCAAACCCACAAGUUCAGGGUGUGAAUAACAAUUCUAGUGCAUAUGCCAACAAAAGACCAGCAUUACCUGGAUUUGUGUCUGGUGGUUCAAUUGGUGGAGAUAUUAAUAGAGCUCAAGUGCCCAGUUCAUUUAGUACUACUCCUGUGUCAGGAGUAAACACCUCUGGUCAGAAUUCUAGAGAAAAUGGCAAUCAGAACUCAGAGAGUUCCAGAGAUAGACCUAGAGAACGGCGGAGGCCCUCUGGUUGGGACUGUUAAUUUAUACUGCAACUAGAAACGCUGUUACAUGGACAAGAACUAUAUCGUUUUGGUCAAAUCUUGAAUGAUCUUGUCUGUAUAAAUUUCAUGCUCUGUAAGUUUCUUCUCUUCUUUUUGGUUGAUUUAAUGUUUCUCUGUUUAAUUUGUAGAAUUUAGUGUUGUUGCACACAGUCUGAUGUCUUUUUCUUUUUAAUUUCUAUUUUGUCCAUGUUUGGUUCUAGUAUAAUUGGUACUGUGGAAUGAUUCUGAAGAUGAACAACUGUAUAGAUAGUCUGUGGGAAAGAAUUUUUAUAUCAGUUAAGUCAGGGAUUAGCUAGAUCUUUCUGGCUGCCACUUUUGAUGGCUUAGAUUCACUGAUGUUAUCAAUCUUUAAUUUCAAUUGUACUGUAUUGUAUUGCAUGAUACAGGUUCAUAUGUCAACAUAUGCCUUUGAUAUGAUGACAUUUUUUGUUGAAUUAAUCUGUUUGCUAAAGAGCUGGUUGUUUCCCUUAUCUUACUUGAGUGGAUAGCUCUUGAAGAGUGAAAUGUUUUGACCCUCUCAGGAUUCCAAUUAUACUGCUGGAUAUAACCAUACACUGUUCAAUCUUUUCCUUUAGAUCACACAUCUUCUAAUUGUUUGUUUUCCUUUCAUCAGCAGGGCACAGAGGGCUUUUGUAUUUAAUGUUGUUCUGCUGAAAUACAACCCAAAAAUUAUUGUCUUAAAUUUCCUUGCAGAAAUGCUGCAGUGAAUUUAUCUAGAGCAAGAAUUUCCGGCUGCAAUCUUUCAAGUAUCCUUGUCUCUAGCUGGGUAACAUGUGGAUUUUUUUAGAUUUCCAAAGAGCAGUAUGGAACUGCCUUCCAUCUCAUUGGGAUAGAAUAUUUAGGGGAAAGUUCAUCUUUUAUUUCUGCUUUCACAAGUCGGAUCAUUUUAGAGCAUAUCAUGUGGGUUGUUUUUGGGGCCUUAUCCGCUUAACCCAGUUAUAGGAUGGAGGUAACUCUGGGUGGAUAGCUGGAAAAGAGUGUUCUUUUCUCUUUUUGAGAUGAUUUUCCAUAGGGGUUUAUUCUUGAGAUGAUAAUUCAAAGUUCAUGUUGUAUCAUUCCAUAGGCUAGAAACAUCCCAAUUUUUCUGUGGCUAUGAUGUAUCAUUUGUUUCAUGCUGUGGCAUCUGGCUAAUUUUUAUUAUCUUAAAUUUUUAUAAAAAUCUUAUAAUCGUAGUUUUAUCUCCAA
This is a messenger RNA of Mangifera indica (mango), 3743 nucleotides long. Its product is annotated as DEAD-box ATP-dependent RNA helicase 24. The record is from RefSeq and is a predicted model, not a curated record. Gene Ontology annotation, molecular function: RNA helicase activity; ATP binding; RNA binding. The coding region runs from base 225 to 2537 and encodes 770 amino acids. NCBI's taxonomy places the organism in Eukaryota, Viridiplantae, Streptophyta, Magnoliopsida, Sapindales, Anacardiaceae. The transcript is spliced from 6 exons.